Ooceraea biroi (clonal raider ant) is the source of this 3107-nucleotide messenger RNA. Its product is annotated as caspase-1. Gene Ontology annotation, biological process: apoptotic process; proteolysis; positive regulation of neuron apoptotic process. Gene Ontology annotation, molecular function: cysteine-type endopeptidase activity. NCBI's taxonomy places the organism in Eukaryota, Metazoa, Arthropoda, Insecta, Hymenoptera, Formicidae. The record is from RefSeq and is a predicted model, not a curated record. Gene Ontology annotation, cellular component: cytoplasm.
UCAAUCACUUCAAUGUCCACGUUGAGGCGUUACAGUUAAAACGCGAGCGUGACCGCUCUCAGGCUUCUCUCUGGUUACACACGUGUCAUGGCAAAUGUAUUGUAAAUGGCAUCUUAUGUGUAUGAGUCAUUUCGCGCGUUCUACAGACGCGUCUCUACUUUGUGUACGUGAAGUUGUGGUUGGAACUUGUUUUCCGACGCGCAGUCUAGAUCACACUCACCACUGGACUCUGGAGUGCGAUUAGGCGAACUGCGUUAUAGAGUUAUCUUCCUCAUUGUGAUCAGACUUUUGUGAGCUGAACGCCAUGUAUUCUACCGAUUCCGAUAUGAAUAACGGCGUAAAUCGUGGUAACGACGUCGGUGACGCGUUUGGAUGCACCAGGAACAGUGUAGCUCCUAGUAUAGCACCAUUACAAACGGCACCUACUGAGCGUUAUGCCAUGUACUACAAUAUGAGUCAUUCCAAGCGUGGUUUGGCUCUUAUUUUUAAUCACGAAUUUUUUACGAUUGGACAUCUUAAACCUCGCUGUGGUACUAAUGUAGAUUGUGACAAUUUAAUUAAAACAUUGAAGAGCCUUGGCUUUGAAGUAAAUGAUUUUCACAAUCCAGAUCACAGAGAUAUAGUGAAACAAUUAGAAAGGGUCGCGAACAUGGAUCAUUCCCAACAUGAUUGCUUGAUAGUGGCUGUAUUGAGCCAUGGUGAACUUGGUCUUCUGUAUGCUCAUGAUACCGCGUACAAAGCAGAUUCUCUCUGGUAUCACUUUACCCCUGAUAAAUGCCCGACACUUGCCGGCAAACCUAAGAUGUUUUUCAUACAAGCCUGUCAAGGUGAUAAACUGGAUGCUGGCGUUACUCUUAAGGAACGUACCGAAACAGAUGGACUACCAUCUGCGACAUUCCGUAUUCCCACUCAAGCGGACUUUUUGAUUGCCUACUCAACGGUACCAGGUUAUUAUUCCUGGAGAAACACCAGUCAUGGAUCAUGGUUCAUGCAAGCGUUAUGCCUGGAAUUACGCGAGAACGGUACUCGCUAUGACAUGUUGACUCUGCUAACAUUCGUGUGCUUGCGUGUCGCGCUCGACUUCGAAUCCAAUACACCCGACAACAUCACUAUGCAUCAGCAGAAGCAGAUCCCGUGCAUCACGUCCAUGCUGACGCGCCUGGUGAGAUUUACAGCGCCAAAAAAUAAAGUUGCAUAGCCUGCAGGAUAAAGGAAAUUGUUGCAUUUAUAUGCAUUUAUAGUAGGUACGUAAGCCAUAUUAUAUGGUUAAGGCUGAUGCAUAUAUCAAUUUAUGCACCACGGUACUCGCCGUAUAUCAUGGCUACCGUAGAUUAGAUUUUAAGCGUAAUAUUUUACAUUAUCCAUAUCGUUUUAAUGAUCUUAUGUAGAUGAUGUUCGUGUUCCCUAUAAGUAUUUACAUUCAAAACAGCAUUAUGAUAUAGUUUCUUUUGCCAGUGACAAACUUUUAUACGGGAAGAGAUUUCUCUUUCACUUUUUUUCUUUUUUUACUUUCUUUUUACUUUUUUACUCGAUGUUGUUCCUCCUGAAUCUGUACCAGGAAAAAAAAACAGAUACAACUACUGCCAUAAUCGUAAUGAAUUGUGUGCUUAAUUAUACUCAAUCUUCAUCCAUACAUGACAGAAAAACAUCGCACGAUGUAAUGAAAAAGAUUGCAUUUCUAUUUAUUUUUUUUCUUUAACGUAUCAGCACAACUAUUUAUGAUAAGCACUAAAGUAUAAAAUAUGAGAAAUGCCGAAGCACUUAUUAAACUUCCGACAUUCUCAUGUCUGCAAUUAAGGUACAUAAUAAGUACAAAUGAAAGAUUAUCAAUUACAGUAAAAUUAUAUAUAUAUAUAUAUAUAUAUAUAUAUAUAUAUACUAUAUACAGCUAUUCUUAAUCAUAUUUUCAACAGUAAUUCAUAUAAAAAUACAAAACCUAUAUAUAAAUAUAUAUAUAAAUAUAUACAUAUAUAUACUAUAAAAAAAAAUCAUAAGUAUUUCAUACAUUCUAUUACAAUAGCAUUGAUGUUAAAUAAAUAGAAUAUUUUUUAAUCGUAUAUCUAUGAUUAAAUAUAUGUAUAUAUGAUGUGUGACUGUCCUAAUUUUUACAAGUGCAUACAUAUAUUUUGUACGGAACUCGUAAAAGCAAUGUGUGUACGUUCUCUGCAACAAGCAAUAGCCUGGCAUCAAUAAAACAAACAGUGUUCAAUGUUCGACUUUCAUGAUGCAUAAUAGUAAUCUGCCUGAGAUAAAGUAGUUGUGAUUUACUGUAAGCUGCAGUUACAACGAAUAUUCGAAUGUUACAUGAAAAAUGUUUAAAAAAAAAGAAAGUACGAGAUAAGCUGCAUCCUAUACAUAUAUUAUAAUUAGAUUAUUAAGAUUGGUUACCUGCAAACACCAAAAUCGCCAACGGGUGUGCAACGGGUGUCGCCAGGUUUGGCCGAUAUAACGGAUAGAUAAGAAUUUAAAAAGGGUAGAUGAAUUAUUAAUGUAUAUGGCGGAAAUUGCUGUAUUCGCAAGAGAAAUAGUAACGAGAAGAAAUUUGCGAAACGUGAUACAGAGUCUUUCAUAGUAAAAGUAAUCGAAUUCAUAUGCCUUAUACACUCGCAAUUAUUUGAUAACUAUAUAUAUGUAAAUUGCAUAUAUAAUAUGCAUGACGUAUAUUAAGACAUUUUCUAUAUACAAUGGUAGUUCUCAUUUAUUGUUCCUCGUACGAUAAGAUGUUUGCAAUUUAUCAUAUUAUAUAAACGCAUUUCGUGAUGUGAGCAUCUUGUCUAAAUGACGUUACACAGUGAUUGCUCAAGGAUAUAAGAUGCUGCUGCAAAUUUAAUUUGCGCAAUGUCUCCCGCAUUGUCUUUUGCAUUGUGAUAAGUGUGUGCUGAGAGUAGUCACUACGUGUGACACGUUAAUCCAUUUUUCGAAAUUGCAAUUUUUUCGUAUCGAUGUUACCGAAAGAUUUCGAGCAAUUUUGCAACACCUUUAUAUAUAAUAUUACUUUUAGUGAUACAUGGAUCUUAAGUGUGUGCUUUGUACCGCAUAUGUACUUUGUAAAAUCUUUCUAUACACGAACUUGUAUACAAAUUUACAAAAUAAAUUAGUAAGCUAAA